Messenger RNA from Dictyostelium discoideum AX4, 1188 nucleotides. RefSeq lists its product as hypothetical. The transcript is spliced from 2 exons. The record is from RefSeq and is a predicted model, not a curated record. The coding region runs from base 1 to 1188 and encodes 395 amino acids. NCBI's taxonomy places the organism in Eukaryota, Evosea, Eumycetozoa, Dictyosteliales, Dictyosteliaceae.
AUGUUUUUAGAAUAUUUUUAUAAUUCAAAUUCAAAUUUAAUUUUAUUUAAUUCAAAUUCAAAUUUAAUACCAAAAUCAAUAACAAAAUUAAAAUUUGAUAAAAGAUUUAAUCAAAUAAUAAAAUUAAAUCAAAUAUCAAAUAAUGUUAAAUCAAUUAUAUUUGGUAAAUAUUUUAAUAGUUUAAUUCAAGUGAAUUCAACAUUAUCAUUAAAUUUAUCAUCAAUUGAAUUUGGUAAAAAUUUUAAUUGUCCUUUUAAUUUUGAAACAUUGGAAAAUGUUAAAACCAUUAAAUUUGGUAACCUUUUUAUGCAAUCACUUGAAAAUUGUCAUUUUCCACCAAAUUUAACAUCGUUAACAUUUGGUAAUUCAUUUAAUAGUGAAAUUCCAAGUGGUUACUUUUUAGAUAUACCAUUGACGGUAUUGGUAUUUGGAAAGUUUUUCAAUAGACCAAUAGAUGAUAAAAGUUUACCAUCAACUUUAACAUCAUUAGAUUUAGGUUCAUCUAAAUUUUUAAAUUUUGAAUUUUCAAAUAAAUUACCACAAUUACAAUCACUAAUAAUGGGUAAAGGAUAUAAUGGAACUUUAAAAAUAGGUGACUUACCAACAACUUUAAAACAACUUUCAUUAUGGGAUAAUAAUUCUAAUCGUGAUUCAUUAAGUGAUUUUGGAAUUAUUCCAAAUGGUAUUACAUCUUUAUCAUUUGGUGAUUCAUUUAAUCAAUUAAUUGAGAAUAACAUUUUACCAGAAACAAUUACAAAUUUAUCAUUUGGUUUAAAGUUUAAUAAACCAAUUAAAAUCAAUGUUUUACCUAGUAAUUUAACAAGUUUAUCAUUUAAUUACCAUUUUAAUCAACCCCUUGAAAAAGGAGUUUUACCAAAUUCAUUAACUAGUUUAUCUUUUGAAGGUGUAUUUAAUCAAAAUAUUCAAGUUGGUACACUUCCAAAUAGUAUAACUUAUUUAUCACUUUGUUAUUUUUAUGAUAAACCUUUUCCAAUUGGUUCAUUACCAUUAUCAUUAAAACAAUUAAAAAUUCAUUCCUCCAAAUUUAAUCAAGAUCUCUCUUCCUCUUUUGAUGAUUAUUUCACUUGUUCUUUAGAAACAAUUUACAUUAGUAAAAAUUCAAAUCUUAUUAAUAUUUUAAAUUCAAACUUUUUUAGUAAAUUUAUUAAAUUUUAUAAUAUUAAUUAA